Messenger RNA from Hemicordylus capensis (graceful crag lizard), 4225 nucleotides. It is a transcript of the gene MCOLN1, whose product is annotated as mucolipin TRP cation channel 1. The record is from RefSeq and is a predicted model, not a curated record. NCBI's taxonomy places the organism in Eukaryota, Metazoa, Chordata, Lepidosauria, Squamata, Cordylidae. Gene Ontology annotation, cellular component: plasma membrane; lysosomal membrane. The transcript has 15 exons. Gene Ontology annotation, molecular function: NAADP-sensitive calcium-release channel activity. Bases 404 to 2122 code for a protein of 572 amino acids.
UCAAAUCAACAAAGCAGGUCGUCAAAAGUAACCCUCAGGUCCCGUCUGUCGAUAAAGGAGCUGCCAGUCUAGGACUUUAUUACCUCUGUGCUCCCGCCCAUCCCUACUCUUUUGUACAUGACAAGACCGUAGGCAGGCAAGCAAGCCUAUCUUUUGCUGGCCCCGUGACCGGAUGUUUGAAAUGUCUGUACAUAUUUUGGAGCCAGCGGUGAAGAGCUCUAUGUUGUCCCUUUCGUGUGGGGUCUCACCCGAAGGUGAGAGAAUCGCAGAAUAUAGAAAAGAGGGAAGGAAGUGGGCAGGUACUUGCUGACAAACUGCAUGCCUCAGCAGGGAUUCAGAAGACAAAUAAGUCCCAACACCUGACUUGUGAGAGAGUGGUUGGAGCUGAUCCUGGAACUGCAGCAUGGAGACGCAGAGGCUGCUGACCUCAGUAAAUAGCUAUGGGUCUCAGGAGGGGGAUGCCAGACCAAACAUAGACUCUGCAUCCUUUCAACCAGAAGAAGAGGAACUCCGCAGGCGCCUCAAGUAUUACUUCAUGAGCCCUUGUGACAAGUUUCGUGCCAAAGGCCGUAAGCCUUUCAAGCUGGUACUCCAGGUGAUCAAGAUCAUAAUAGUCACCGUCCAGCUCAUUCUCUUUGGGCUCAGUAAUCAGAUGGUAGUGGCCUUCAAAGAAGAGAACACCAUCACAUUCAAGCACCUCUUCCUGAAGGACUAUUCAGAUGGGUCAGAGGAGAUCUAUGCAGUCUAUACACAGGCAGAUGUCUAUGACCACAUGUUCUAUGCAGUGGACAAGUACUUGGCCAUUCCAAAUGAGACGAUUGGGCGCUAUGCCUAUGUGCACGCCGAUGGUGCUAACCAGUCUGCACUCAUGCUCUGCCAACAAUACUACCGCAAAGGGGAGAUUGACCCAGCCAAUGAUACCUUCAACAUUGAUCCCAAGGUCAUCACAGAGUGUUUGGGUGUGGAUCCCCAAGAGAUGAUGGCCUUCAACACUCACUCUGAGGAGAAGUUUCCAGCCCUCCUGGAGCCAGACCACAGCUACAGGAACUUUACUCUCAAGUUUUACAAACUUAUUAAUGUCACCAUCCAGUUCAAGCUGAAAGCCAUAAACAUACAAACAAUAAUCAACAACGAAAUUCCAGACUGCUACACCUUUUCUAUCACAAUCACAUUUGACAACAAAGCACACAGUGGCCGAGUGAAGAUCAGUUUGGACAACAAAGUGGACAUCCAGGAGUGUAAAGACCCCAGCGUCUAUGGCAAAGGAGACAAUCAUUUUCGGAUGUUCUUUGAUGUGGUUGUACUCCUCAGCUGUGUGCUGUCUUUCAUCUUAUGUACCCGCUCAAUCAUCAGGGGGCUUCUACUGCAGCACGAGUUCAGUCAGUUUUUCCAGCGUCACUACAACCAGGAUAUUUGCCUGUCUGACCGCAUGGAGUUUGUGAAUGGCUGGUACAUCCUGCUUGUGGUGAGCGACAUACUUACUGUGUUUGGGACCAUAAUGAAGAUUGGAAUUGAGUCCAAGAACUUUGCCAACUAUGAUGUGUGCGGCAUUCUCCUGGGCACCUCCACGCUCCUGGUCUGGGUUGGUGUGAUGCGCUACCUCAGCUUCUUCCAGAAGUACAAUAUCCUUAUUGUCACCAUGCGGGUUGCCUUCCCCAAUGUCAUCCGCUUCUGCUGCUGCGUGGCAGUAAUUUAUUUGGGUUACUGCUUCUGUGGCUGGAUUGUGCUGGGACCCUACCACGUCAAGUUCCGUUCGCUCUCAAUGGUGUCGGAGUGCCUUUUCUCUCUUAUCAAUGGGGAUGAUAUGUUUGUGACCUUUGCUGCAAUGCAACAGAACAACUACUUGGUGUGGCUCUUUAGCCAGCUCUACCUGUACACCUUCAUCAGCCUCUUCAUCUACAUGGUGCUCAGCCUCUUCAUUGCUCUCAUCACUGGUUCCUAUGAGACCAUCAAGCAUCAAUGUGAGGGGGAGCUGACUGUCACACAGCUCCACGCCUACAUAGCUGAAUGCAAGGACAGCCCCAAGUCGGGCAAGUUCCGCAGGGAGAGCAGCGCCUCGUGCUCCAUCUUCUGCUGCUGUGAGCGAGCCCCACUGCAGGAGAAUGUACUGGUGGUGAACUGAGAGUGCUGACCUGGAAAAUGAAGAGACUGCCCAUUUCUGGGUUGCUUGAGCCACACUGUCCUGAAUGGGAACUGCUGAGAGUGAAGAGACUUUGCUGCGGCCUGUUUUCUGGCAAUGACUUUGGCAAGAGACGCAGCUCAUGUUAUUGCCUUUGGAGAGCUACAAGUCAGUUCCUCAGAGAUCUGGGGGGACAGUAUGUCACAAGCAAUGGAUCGUUCUUGGUACAUUAGCAAGAGACACCUGCGGGGUGGGCAGUACUUUCGGGCUGCAGCUGGAAUUGCAUCAGAUACUCUUCUGCUACUCACUGUGUGUACCAUGUUUCCCAGGCAGGUGGGACUAGGAGGUUUUUAAAUGGCUGCUAGGGAGUAUGCAGUUUUUAAUGGGUUUAUUUUGGAAGAAAAAAAGUUUAUAAAAGGACCUGACAAAGAGUAGGUCAAGGCAAAGUCCUUCACGUUGUGUUUGAGGGUCCAAGCCUUCCAUCCUGCCUAUGGGUAGGAGUUUGCCUUAGAAGGGCUGACUCAAGGGUGUUGCUUUGCUUCCCAUAAGGAAAGCCCAAAGUUCCUCCUCAGCUUAAUUGUUUCAUGUCUGAGUGACAGUUCAGGAUACUACAGAACUUAGACCAAGUCCCAUGUGUAAAUGGGUGCAGGGGAGUUGCUUUAAAAAGACUAUGGCAAAGCUUCUCCUGCCUGGUCCCGCACAUAUGGCUUUGGAUCUGAACCAAAGUAAUCUAGGCCCUUCCCUUCCCCAUCAGUAGUGGGUUGUGUCAUGUAAGUGUCCUGAUCUGGAACAAAUUCUGUUUGGGAUCAGGCAGUGACAACAGGCUGGGGAAUGGCCCUCUAUACCAAUAAUCUGCUGGCCUCUAUGGCCCUCCAGCAAUGACAACUGUACCAAGACUGCUUUACUUUCAGUCACGUGUUGGUAAAUCAGUUUCUCUUCCUGGCACAGCAUUUUGGAGGCACAUUUUGCCUCCAGAAUGCUGCACAGGAAGACUAGGGCAAGCUCACUGAUCAAACAGAGAAGAGAAUAUGCCAACUUGGAUGGAAUAAUAAGAGUCAGUCAGUGGGUUUGGUCAGCAUUGGAACACUCCUGGCUUCUUAUCACAAAAAUCAUUGCAGCAGGAUCUACUGUGCUGCUGCUGCUGCUGCAGAAGAGAGCACUAGCUGCCAGUUCUGGACAUGCUUUCUGUGAGCAUUUUGGUUGUCUUGGCUACCUCUUGCACCUCUCUAUGUGUUUGAUGGGAUUUUGCAGUGGAGGUAAUGAAGAUUUCAACAUACAUGUUGACAUUUUGGAUAGGAUGCUGAGCCUGUCUACUUGCUAUGGCACACUGCUAGCUUUGGCAUCCAGUCCGGCCCUGACCCAUUGCCUCCCUUUAGGUGAAUCCCAGGACUAGUUUUACUCUGAAACACUUGCUUCAGGGAGGAGACUUCAGAGGGGCCCUUCCCCUGCCCCAAUUCAGUCUCCACCUCUGUGUGUCAUUUACAAAAAUGAUCUCUAGUCUUGAGGAUAAUAGAUGAAGUUCUGACUUUUCGCUUAAGGUGCAGACAUUUCUAAGGUCAGGAUUUGCCUUGCAAGAUCCUAAUAUAGGGAGAAGGAUUUAAUCAUGUCUUACCACCUCGCUGCUGAACACUCAUUCUUUCUGCUAGCUACACCUGAGCUGAUGAACCAUUCAGAUAUUGUCAAAUAAUUACUAAUUUAAAGCAUUAAUUUUGCAGAACUGUAGCAAAGAGGGACUAAUUUAGAGGCUCGUUAUUAGCAUAAUUUAUGAAAUGACGAAACAUUGAAAUCAACAAUUUAUAACUAACAAUACAAUAUUAUCAAGUUUUAUGAGAAAAAUAUCCCUUGAACCCUAGGGUUAGGCCAAACCUUUAAAAACAUAGCCUUUGCAAAAUUGUGUUUAAAUGUGAGUGAGCCUACCUAUAAAGUGUGUGUUUUGGGAAGCAAAGAAUCCUCACCCCUGUCUUUUUUUUUGUUAGGUGACACUAUCAUCUACAGUUACAUGCAGACUGCCUGCCUGCUAUACUUGUAGCUUCAUAGAAUAUUUGCUUAAAUGGGUGACCAACUGACCACUGUCCCAAAUCCAAAUAUCAACUUGAGAUGACCAUA